This is a messenger RNA of Myripristis murdjan (pinecone soldierfish), 2520 nucleotides long. RefSeq names its product F-box and WD repeat domain containing 8 (gene fbxw8). The transcript is spliced from 11 exons. Lineage: Eukaryota; Metazoa; Chordata; Actinopteri; Holocentriformes; Holocentridae. Bases 164 to 2137 code for a protein of 657 amino acids. The record is from RefSeq and is a predicted model, not a curated record. Gene Ontology annotation, molecular function: protein binding.
GUGCUUCGUCGGACUGUUUAUAGUGAAGGACGUGUGCUUAUUUUGUUUUGGUGCCGUGUAUGUCAUCCACUAGUGACUGUAUUUUGCUUAAUUCCCACUGUAACAUGUUUUUCUAGCACCCUGCAGCCAUGGCAGCGAGGUUUGUCGACGAUGCUUGAGGAAAAUGGCAGACGACGAACUUGCGGCGUUCAGGGAGCGUUGGAAACAAGAGCUAGAUUGCAAGACAGACAAGCGGCAACUUGUCCACUCCUCAGGUAGUUUUCCCGGCCGGAGAGACUCGCAGAAUCGGUAUUUUGAGGACAUCCGUCACGGUACAGGACAGGACAGCGGUCCCUCCAAAUCAGAGGCGAGAAGCUGCACUGAUGAGAAGGGAUGUGAUGGGGGGAGACAGGAGGCAGGGGAGUCAAAGUUUGAGCCACAGUAUGUGUCCAUCGCCAGUAGUUUGCUGGAUGGAAGGACUAGUCCCCUGCUGGACAGGAUUGAGGAGGAGAGGACAAGAAGAAAGAGGCGAUAUGAAAACAUGACCAAUGCCUGCAGCUCGGCCCUGCAGCAGCAGCAGCAGCUUCAGAAAAGGGCCAAUAAAGGACAGAGGCUGCUGGAUCAACUCAUUGACGACCUGAAUGAGGUCAAUGACAUUCCCUUUUUUGAUAUCGAUUUGCCAUACGAGUUGGCUCUGAAGAUAUUUCAGCAUCUUGGCUGCACUGACCUGGGGCGGUGUGCUCAGGUGAGCAAGGCAUGGAAAAUCCUCGCAGAGGACGGGGUCCUUUGGUUCAACAUAUGCAAGAGGGAGGGGUAUCACCAAGACGCCAGCGUGUCUGACUCCCCCUGCUGGAAGAGCACGCUGCGAGACUGCAGGAACUCCGACCAAACCGUGCGCUCCAACUGGAAGAAUCGUGUGGGAUCCAUCAGCCAGCUGCAGUUUGAGCUGGGGAAAGUGCUGUGCGAUGUCAGCUCCUGUGACAGCUUUGUCUUGGCUGGGUACACGUCGGGGGACGUGAGGCUGUGGGACACGCUGCACUGGGACUCGACAGCCUCCUACCUGAAAGCCAACAGCCUGUCAGCCAACUCCGAGCCCAGGCCGUAUGUCAGCCACGUCCAGGUCAACAGCACGCUGGCUGCUGCUGCUUAUGAGGAUGGCUGCGUUGACCUGUGGAGCACUGAGACAGGUGGAGAGCCCAUCCACCACUACCAGAGUGCAGGCAGGAUCCAGGCCCUGGCCCUCAGCCCCGACAGCCCCACUUUGGCCUCCGCUGCCGGGCCAGAUGUUCGGCUAGACCAGCCCGACGACCGCGGCUACUGGAGGACGCUGUGCCAGGCCCAGCUCCCAAAAGCUGUAGACAGCGUGGUGCUGGUGCCAGGUAGGGGGCAGCAGUGCCCACUGGCCGCCGUGGCAGCAGGGGAGGCCGUCUACCUGCUGGACCCGCGGGCGGAGGAGCCACGGACCCUCCACUCUGUGUACGGCCACCCCGUCACCUGCCUGGAUGCCUCCGACUCCCACGCUGCACUGGGGGUGAAGAGCAGCGGCUGGGCCAUGCACGACGGAGGCAACAAGAUCCAAGUGUACUGCCUAGAGACGAGCCAGUUGGCGGUUGGUGUUGGCAACUCGGCGGGGGAUUUCACUUGCAUCAACCUGAGAGACAGCCCACCCCACCUGCUGGUGUGUGGCAACAAAGACAGGAGGGUGAGGGUGUUUGACCUGCGCACCGGCUCCUCCGUGGCAUCCCUGUACGCCCACCAUCUGGGUGUCACUUCGGUGCAGGCGGACGACUGGAAGAUAGUGAGCGGCGGCGGCGAGGGGCUGGUGUGUGUGUGGGAGAUGAGGAUGGGAGCCAAACUGUGGGAGAUGCACAACAGGCAUCCUGUCAGACAUGUGCGCUUCAACAGCAGCACCCUGGUCACGGCCAACAUCCCAGAUGAGAAGUCUCCUCGGGGAGCCUGCAUCACCGACGAUGACCUCACGGCUCACCGCAGACACAGGGGAGUCGUCUGCCAUUAUGACUUCUCAGAGGACGCCACCAGCCAGGAUCACGUCCUGCCCAUCUGCAGGUCCAAUUACGCUGAGUCGUACGGCUACAACUACAACAUCGGCCUGGUAGUGCCUUACGACGCGCUGUCUGGCUCCCACCCAUCCCACUGACACGCAGCUCCCCCAGCUCAAACUGGGCGACGUGUGUGGGUGUAUAAACAAAAGAGCUUGUGUAAGACUUUCAGCCUCGAGAAGUCUGAAUCUCCAUACUGUACCUUUUUUUUUUUUUUUUUUUAAUUUCUUUUCUCUUAUUCGCCUAGUUUUAGAAGUUUUUAAACUGUCUCUUUUGGAAAUGCAAUGUCUGUAGUUCUGUAAUCUAUAACUGUUCUGUAAAUAUUUGUAAUCUGUAAUUUACAGUAGCCUCACUCCAGACAUUGCAUAGGAUUACUGUUGUAAAACAAUGUAAAAAUCCAUGGAUUAUGAAUGGAUGUUGUGUUGCUGCCUGCAACAUCAGCAGAAGUAAAAGAUGGAAUAUUUCUGCCUCACCUACUGAA